UAAAUGGGAAGGCCAUGGAGAAAAGUAAGAGAAGCGUCCCAAUAAAGUGCUACUAUUGAUGAAAAGCCUGUGAGAGGCAGCAGAGUGCUCUCAAUUCCUUGUUGAAAAGUCCGAGAGAGAGAGAGAGAGAGAGGGCGAUGGCGGCGGCGGUGGAGAGCUUCCACUUCGAUGGGAGGGCGUGCAGCAGCCCCUACGUGAGCGCGCCGUCGAGUCCCGAGCGCGGGGCACGGAUGGCCUUCGAUCUCUUCUACCACUACAACAGCGCCCCCACCAGCCCCACGCGCGCCGCCUCUGCCGUCAACUCCCACUUCGCCGGCGACGCUCUCCCCCCUCUUUCCUCCGCCUUAUCAUCCGGCGUGCCUUUCGACUGGGAGGAGAAGCCCGGCACGCCCAAGUCCCGCGGCAGCCCCAACAACGACGAUCACGGCGGCUUCGCUUUUGACUUUGGCGGGCGAUGUGGUGUCGGACAGCAAGGCUCGCUGGCCGACGCCGACGAGCUAUUCGAGGAAGGGAUGAUCCGGCCUCUGAAGCCGCCGCCUCGCCUCCAGUACCCCGCUGAGGUCGGCAGCGUGGCGUCGUCGCCGAGGUCACCCAAGCCCAUCACGCGCGGCCUGUGGUCGCCUCGCGGGCGGAGCGACGACUUCCAGUUUGACCCCUUCACGGCAGCGAUGGUGGAGACGACGCGGGAAAGUAGCGGUACGUGGCGGAAGGAUCCAACGGCCACCUCUUUUUCCCGCCUUCGGAGCUUAUUAAAGGCGGCCUCCAAUUCCUCUGUUUCGGAGGCAGCCACCGCCUCACCCCGUCUGCCGAAUCCGAGCGCCACCGGAAGCGACGGCGGGAGCAAGAGGUCGCGGCUGAGGGACUUGCUUCUGUUGCGGAGCGAGUCGGAGGGACGCGCCGCCGGGAACAAGUACACUCUGCUUUCUUCCGACGAAAAAAUGGCCGCCGGGGACGCUAAAAAUGCGAGCUUUCGGUCGACCGACGGCAGGAGGGUAAAGUCGUCAGAAGAACUGAGGAAGAAGACGGCUUGGCCAUACCGCCAUCGGCACAGCAUAUUCGGGUGCCUCCGAUUCAACUCGGCGGUGCUCACCCUCAAGGCCAAUCUCUGCCGACGGCGGUGAUGGAAAUUUACAGCGAACGAUUGUUCAUCGCUUUCAAACAAUUUUCAUUCAAGUUAAUAAAAAAAUAGAGUGAAAAAUGUGUUCAAUCAUAUUCAGUGUGGGGCUGAGUAUUUCCUAAGGCUAAAAAGGUUAUUUGCAGGCGGAAUAAAAAAAAAAGAAGGAGAUUUUAGUUAUAUAUUGAGAGUGUUUGGUUGAUAAAAUUCUAUUACGACGAUUAUGUAAACUUUGGUUAUAUAUUGUUUCAUUGAGAAA
This is a messenger RNA of Zingiber officinale, 1373 nucleotides long. RefSeq lists its product as uncharacterized. The coding region runs from base 138 to 1121 and encodes 327 amino acids. NCBI's taxonomy places the organism in Eukaryota, Viridiplantae, Streptophyta, Magnoliopsida, Zingiberales, Zingiberaceae. The transcript has a single exon. The record is from RefSeq and is a predicted model, not a curated record.